Molecule: messenger RNA, 687 nt
Organism: Heterocephalus glaber (naked mole-rat)
Lineage: Eukaryota; Metazoa; Chordata; Mammalia; Rodentia; Bathyergidae
Gene: Rplp2
Product: ribosomal protein lateral stalk subunit P2
Biological process (GO): cytoplasmic translational elongation
Cellular component (GO): cytosolic large ribosomal subunit; ribosome
Molecular function (GO): structural constituent of ribosome
Source: RefSeq, a predicted model, not a curated record
CCGCCCCAUAGAUUGAGGGGGACACUAGUUCCACGCUUUAUGAGCAACGUCCAUUUGGAACGGCUUUUCACUUUUGCCGCGCGACUUCCCGACUGGGGAACCGGACCACGGCUCUACUCCCGUCGUCAUUGGCUGAGCGCUCCGUUGCGUCAUUUGUGGGAGCCCUCGCGCAGCGCCGCACACGCCCGGAGGCUUUUGGGUAACGGUUUACCCCCGCCCCUUCUGCCGGCCUCUUCCUUUUGCUUCCCGACGUCGCAGAGGUCGCACGCGAGAGGCCUCUCUGCCGCCACCGCCGCCGACAUGCGGUACGUCGCCUCCUACUUGCUAGCCGCCCUCGGAGGAAACCCCUCCCCCAGCGCCAAGGACAUCAGGAAGAUCCUGGACAGUGUGGGCAUCGAGGCAGACGAUGACCGGCUUAAUAAGGUCAUCAGUGAGCUGAAUGGGAAAAACAUUGAAGAUGUCAUUGCCCAGGGCAUUGGCAAGCUUGCCAGUGUGCCGGCUGGUGGGGCUGUGGCUGUAUCUGUUGCCCCUGGCUCUGCAGCUCCUGCUGCUGGUUCUGCCCCUGCUGCAGAGGAGAAGAAAGAAGAGAAGAAGGAGGAGUCCGAGGAAUCUGAUGAUGACAUGGGAUUUGGCCUGUUUGACUAAACUCCUUCCCCUUUACAAAUAAAGCCUUUUUGUGUAUCUUAA